AUGGCCAGUCGUCUUGCACAACCAUUGCUUAUUCGCGAAAUUGUUCUUUACAUCCAAGAUCCAACACGAUUACCUACUUAUGCUGCUUAUUUAUGUGCUAUUGCUCUCUGUAUUGCUGCAAUGAUGCAAGCCAUGACUCAUCAACAAAUCAUAUUUCAAUCUACAGGUAUUGGCAUACGAAUUUGCAAUGCAUUAUCAUCUACCAUCUACAAACAUUUAUUGACCAUUAAUACAGUAGCUCUACGCAAGACUACUGCUGCUCAAGCAAUCAAUCUAGUUGCAAAUGACACUAGUAAAUUUGAAGAUUUAUGUAGUUUCGCACAUUCUCUAUUGUUGGGACCUCUAGAUGCUGUUUUAAUGCUUGGUCUCAUUUGGUGGAAUAUUGGUUUACCGACAUUAUUUGACUAUGCAGUACUUAUUCUACUACUACCUAUACAACUCAUUCAAAGUAAAUUAUUCAGUCGAUUUCGAAAGGCUACAAUGACAUAUACAGAUAAGCGUGCUCAAACGAUCAAUGAAAUUGUUAAUGGAUGUCAAAUUAUUAAGAUGUACAAUUGGGAAAAAGCAAUGGAAGAACGAGUAUGUGAAACACGUCGACAUGAACUUUUGCACAUUUAUAAAUCUAGUUACUUGAGAGCUUUGAAUAUUGGUCUUGGCUUCGCAGGAUUAACUUUAAUUUCUCUUGCUACAUUCGGUGGUAGUUGGUUAACUGGUAGAUAUUUGCAACCAGAACAUGUUUUUUCAACAGUAACAUUUUUCUUUCUGGUUCGAAAUUCACUAAUCAUCCUACUACCAUUUGAUAUAGAAAAGUUCAGUGAAGCUCGUGUUUCUGCAAAUAGAAUUGAUCAAUUUAUGCAACUCGAAAUAUUAGUCAAUAAACAAGAAAAAGUACAAGACAAAAAGAAUGAUCAUGCAAUUAUAAUGGAAGGUGCAUCAUUUUCUUGGAAAGAUUCUCUUUGUUUGUCUAAUCUUAAUAUCAAUAUCAAGCACGGCACAUUAGUUGGAAUAAAAGGUACCACUGGUGCUGGAAAGUCAUCGUUGCUAGCUGCUAUUCUCAGCGAAAUCAAUCUUGUCAGUGGAAAACUACAACUCUAUGUUGAUUCUAUUUCGUAUGCUCCACAAUCGGCGUGGAUAUUUACUGACACCAUUCGAGCUAAUAUUCUUGUUGGCAAACCAAUGAAUGAAAAACGUUACAACAAUAUUAUAAAAGCAUGUUGUCUUGAUAUCGAUCUACAGAAUUUUGGUGAAGUUGGUGAUUUAUUGAUGAGUGGUGAUAAAGGUGUUAAUUUGAGUGGAGGACAAAAAGCUCGAAUAUCACUCGCUCGUGCUCUUUAUACUGAUACUGAUUUAUAUUUACUUGACGAUUCACUUGCUGCUGUUAAUCCCAAAGUGGCAAAGAAAAUUUUUGAUGAAUGUAUUGGUCCUCGUAGUUUCCUUUGUGGAAAAACUCGAAUAUUGGUUACACAUCAGACACAUUUCUUGAUUGAAGCAGAUCAAAUGAUUCUCUUGGCAAACGGUCGCAUUGAUGAAUUACAUUUUGAACAAUCUGUUGCAAAUGAGUCAUCGAAUGAUACAACAGAAACAGAUUCAUCUAAUGACAACGAGACCAGUUGGACGCUUAACACUGCUACAACCGACAUAAAUUCGAUUGUAAAGAGUGAGACAUCAGGUGACGGUAGUAUCAAAUGGAACGUUUGGCUAAAGCUUUUCACUUCACCACCGUUACGUUGGUUUGGCUUUUUUCUUAUGAUAUUUGUCAUGUUGGCUGCUGAAGGGCUGUAUGACUUUACAAAUCGCUGGCUUGCACUGUUGUCUAGCAAAUCUCAUGAACAACAACAGUCAUCAUCGGACGCUUUCGUGUAUAUUGCAGCCACAUUUAGUACAUUGAUCGUUACAUUAAUACGAACAGGUUUUAUUUUCUACAUCAUGUUACGUGGUUCGACCCAUUUUCAUAAUCGAAUGCUCAAGGGUAUCUUGUAUACUUCUUUACGUUUCUUUGAAAGUAAUCCAAGUGGACGAAUAUUAAAUCGACCAAGCAAGAAUCAACAGAUAUUAGAUGAAUCAUUGCCUCUGCGUUUAAUCGAUGCUAUGGAAAAUUUACUUAUGACUUUGGGCUCUAUCAUAAUCAUUGGAAUAACGAAUCCAUGGAUGCUUCUAAUUCUCAUACCUUUGGUUCCCACAGUUUUAUGGCUUCGUCGGUUCUAUAUACGUUCGAGUCGUCAACUCAAACGACUCGAAAGUGUAACAUGGAGUCCAAUCUAUGUAUUGUUCUCAUCUUCAUUAGAUGGACUUACUAAUAUUCGUGCGUUUAACGUUCAAGACAAUUUUUUAAAUCUAUUUAUGGAAAGAAUCAAUGCAAACUCACGAGCUUAUUUCAUUCUCUUAGGUGCUGCACGUUGGUUCGGUGCCGGAAAAUCAUCACGUCUUCAGGCUCUUUUUCGACUGGUUGAUCAAUCUACCAUCAAUGGAACUAUUUUCAUCGAUGAUAUUGAUAUUAGUCGUCUUUCACUUGAUUAUCUUCGUUCUCAUCUAAGUGUUAUUCCACAAGUACCAAUACUCUUUUGUGGUACACUUCGAUACAAUAUUGAUCCAUUCGAACAAUUUUCAGAUGUAGAAUGUUUUCGAGCACUGGAAGCUGUUCAACUCAAACAAUUAGUGUGUAAUCGUCCCGAUGGACUAAAUCUAUUAGUGACAAAAUCGGGAAAUAAUUUGAGUGUUGGCCAACGCCAAUUAGUUUGUGUAGCUCGAGCCAUUCUGAAGAAGAGCCAUAUAUUACUUAUUGAUGAAGCUACAGCAAAUGUUGAUCAUACGACUGAUCAGAUGAUUCAAGAAGUUAUUGCUGACAAGUUUGGUGAUCGUACCAUGUUGACAAUCGCACAUCGAUUGAAUACAGUAGCCAAUAGUGAUCGUUUGCUUAUAUUAGAACAAGGAGAAAUAGUCUAUUUCGAUGUUCCUAAUAAUAUUGAUUUAACUUAA
This is a messenger RNA of Rotaria sordida, 2976 nucleotides long. NCBI's taxonomy places the organism in Eukaryota, Metazoa, Rotifera, Eurotatoria, Philodinida, Philodinidae. The record is from the annotation of a GenBank genome assembly.